UCCCAUAAACCAAUCCCUGUUCGAGCGUGUGCGGCCACACAGGGAUAUCCGUGUGGUGUGAUAUCGCGCAGCGUGUUUGUACAUUAUCGAAAUACGUUUAAGGAACUGUAAACUGUGAAGCGAGUUACUGAAAGAUAGUGCACUAUUGAACAUUUUAGCGAGCUGUACCUUCUCAACCAGCGGUGAAUCACAGUGAACCGAUACGGGAAGCUGUUAACGCUGCCAAUCGUUGAGAGAUCCUUACCGUCGAAGCUAUGAAAAUGUGUUCCAUAAAAGUGGGAAAUUGUGUUCAACCCGUGUGCGUUGGUGUGGUUAUCAACCGGAAUAUGUGUGCUUAAACGGCAAGUGAAGGAUUCGUAAGGAUGUGUGCGUGUGUUGGUGAUAGGGUAUUGAUGGUGGUGGUGGUGGUGUUGGUGGCGGCGGCCGUAGCCGUGUUUUAAAGUUUGAUCGCUCUCAUCCCAGUGGCCGGUUUAAACGGUCGGUUUAAAGUGUGCAGAAACAGCUUCUUUAGAGCCGCCUUAUCGUAGUGCCAAUGCCGGUUGGAAAUGUUUCAUACUAUCACAGAAGAAAGUAUUCUCCUCAGGCACCACCGGAUCACCAGUCACGAAUAUUUUUCGGAGAUUACGCACGCCCCGAUGCUUGCGGUAGUGAACGGAGCCGCUCGAACGGAAGCAUCUCCUCGGUCGCCACGAGCCAUUCGUCGUCUGCGUGCGUCAGUGUGAAUAGCAGUGCGGCCUCGCUGGUCGCCGAUGCAGCGAACGCCAAUUUGCUGAGCGUGUCGAAGGGUGUCGAAAUCGAAUCGAGUUCCGUGCCAAAAUGUAUCGAUAGUGUCGUCGCUGUCGUUGGUGGUAGUGGUGGUGGUGGUGGUGGUGGUGGUGGCGGCGAUAGUAGUAGUAGUGGCAGUGUCGGUACUACAUCGGGGUCCAAUAGCUGUGUCCGAGCGUCGGCGGGCGGCGAAGGUGGUGGUAGUGCAGGGGCGCAACAGGUGUCGACGGGUCGGGCGUGUGUCAGUGAAAGUGCCAUCGGAUACGAGGUCCACCGGGGUGCGGCGGUCCGUACCGUUGGCAGUACCAGUGGUAGCAAUAGUAGUGCAAGUGGUAGUGUAAAUAGCUCUAACAUUAGUGGCACCAGUGGCCAGCAGCAGCGACCGAGGGCACAGGUGACGAGUGUUGGGAAUAGUUGCAGUAGUAAUAGUGGUGCCAGCAAUAGCAAGGAUCAACCGCACGGACUGUUGCUACUGUCGCCGGGUGUGGUAACGUCUGUCGCUGGAACGACGAUCCGCACAGGGCAGCUACAACCUUCGGCCAAGUCGUCGUCCUUAGCUGUAGCAGGUGGAUCUACUGCCACUACUCUAACACUGCCACCUACCGAUAGUUCAGUUCCGGGGGCAAUCAACACGAGCCAGAGUUUGUCUACAUUUGGCUCUGCUCAUCUUAAUAACAAUGAGGAGCAAAGAUCUCUUCAUUCACCAGGUCCAUCAUCAUCGAACACAAAUGGUGGAGUCUAUCAGCUAGGCCCGGGCAACGGCAAUGAAUCACUGCUGCUGCACCACACAAAUCCCGCAACAACGACGACAAGCAUCAAUAACACCACGGCGAAACAGCAACCGAGCCUGUACAGCAGCAAACAGCAACCACAGCCACAGCACCAGCAGCAACAGCAACAAUCAACGUCGGGCUUAGCCACCGGCCAUAAUCUUCUGCCGGGCAUCGUGACUUAUCCCUCGUCGGCAGCAUCCACGUCCGGACUGUGGUCGGAAGACAACCCGUUCGGCUCGGUCACACCGCAGCAGCAGCAACUGUCCCACUCGAGUGGCGUGAACGUGAACGUGACUGUGAACGUCGUGGCACGAUCCGUAACCGCGAGCACCAUGACGACGACAACGGCAACGACGACCAACACAACGACGCUGGCACCCCCGCGACCGAUGCAGAAGGUGAUCCCGACGGUGGUCUACCUGAUGUCUCGGAUCGCUGUACAUAUGGAGAUCGAGGGCACGGCACAGUGCCCGGCGCAGGUGAUGCUUGCCGCCGCCCUUGGCUGUGAAGAACUAGGUAUUACGAACAAAUUGCUGGCCCAGAGCGUGUUCGGCCUGUGGAUGACCAGUCCACUGCUGGAGGUACAGCUGAAGCCCCACCAUCGGCCGUACGCGGUGCGCGUCGCCUGGUCGAAGCUGCUCGACAAGCACAGCCACGGGAACGAGCUGGAAAAGCUGUCCGACGAACCGAUGACGACCCUGCGAAGAAACGUGUUCUUCUCGCGGCGGGACGAGGAAAAGAUCAAAGAUCCCCGGAUAUUGGAGUUGCUGUACGAGGAGGCCCGACACAACGUUCUGCUCGGUCGGUACGUGAUGGAACCGUCGCAAUCGAUCAUGCUCGGCGGCAUCCAGGCCCGGAUAGAACUGGGCCCGUACAACUCGCACACACACACAACCAGCUACUUCCGGGAAAAUCAAUUCCGCUUCCUGCCGGCACACGUGGCAAAGAGUUCGAGCUGGUCCUGGUUACCGAUCAGCCAGCGAUCGUCCGCCGAGGUGCGUCUGUUGGAGCAGUUCAAGCGCGUCCCGACGACGGCCACCACCAAGAAGCUGAUGCGAAAGUAUCUCGAGUUUUGCUGGGGUCUUCCGUUCUAUGGUGCGGCUUACUUCCAUGGACAAGUGGAGCAACCGGUACGUGGUCUUAUGAGUCUGAUGCAGCAAAAGGAUCUACCCGUCCUGAUAGCGGUAAACGAGCGGGGGAUCUUCGUAAUAGAUCAGAUCGAAUGUACACUACUUCUGGGGCUCAAGUACGAAGAGUUUUCGUGGGAGUACGCCAAACCGAGCAACGUGAACGAUCCCGAAUGCUUGCCGUGCAUCUUUCUGCAGUUCGGCGCCGUCGAGAACGGCAUUGCGGCCACGAAGCUGAUGCAGAUCUUUUCCCGCCAGGCCGCCAUGGUGGACGCCUUAAUAACGCACUUUGUCGAGCAGGACAAGCGACGGAAGGAGAGUGGAGCCGAUGCCGAUCAGGCCGGACCAGGUGGACUGGCGGAUAACACUUAUGUUGAACCAAACCCAAUCAAGAACAAUGGCAUCGGUGUGCUGAGCAACAAGUUCGCCCGCCUCACGCUGGCCACGUUCGACGACGAAGGGCGCUGCAUCGGCCAGACGGGCUCGUUAUCGAUAAGCUAUUAACAUUUAAUUCUCAUUUAAGUUUGGCACCACGGAACGGAACGGCAGUUGCGGGAGUUUAGGGCAGGAAAGGGUGGCAUAACAAUACAAAAAAAAACCAGGCACAGACUUACCGGACCGGCACAACCGAAGCACAAGAAAUCCUGAUGGGAUGCACGAUAAAGGCCGGGCAAGAAAUCGAAAAACCAGUGGAGCAAUCACGAUGGACAUUGCUGGAGUGCUGGAGAUGAUGGGAAAUGAGAGAGUGGCAAGGGAAACCAAGCGCACGAGUUCCGAUGGUGUACUUUCCGUUUUUUGAAGCAGAACACGAGCUCCGUCACACGGCCAUUGUUGUACAUUACUAGCACCACUGUGUCCCACUUGCUUUCCCCGUUUGUAGUAUCGCAACGCCCCGUGGUUAAGAAUCAGUUACCGAUGCAGAACAAGGAAAAAAAAACCCCGAAAGUGGUCAAGGACAGCUCGGCGGAAGUGCAUGAUGGAAAAUCGAAUUUACUUGUAAAUAGUGCGCUAAGCAGAAUGCUGGAGGAAGGAGUCCGAAACAUUCGGUGAAAUGGAAGGCGCGAGCACGGGAGUUAGGCCCGUUCUUCUUCGACUGACAUUCACCUUCCACGUAGACGCGCGUAGAUAAUAAUGGAACAAAUAGGAAGGAACGAGUAGCGAAAAGGCGGAAAAGUCCGGAAAAGAAGAUUUUUACCAAGAAGAAGUAAAGUAUCACACAAAACUACAUGCAAUGUUUAGCUAAAACAAACCCCAAAACACGCAGUUGCAGUUUAUCCUUGUACAGAGAAAGAGAAGAGAGAGAGAGAGAGAAAAAGAGAGGGGAACGAAAGGGAAACAAAUGGAUCAUCGUAACAAAGGUCGUCAUCAGUUGUGCAAUACAACACAACAAAAUGGAAAAUUUCAGGACAUAGGGCGCAAGAGAAGCGAAUGAAGUGGCAAAGCAGGACAGCGAUGCUAGGAGAGCGAGAGAAAGAGAGAAUAAUUUUGUACUACUUUAAUUUAAUUAUACCCAAGCGAGUAUAUAUAUAUAUACAUAUAUAUGUAUACACUAUACCGACAUAUACAGUGGAUAUACAUUUAAUCUAUAUAUUUAGAUAUUUUGUACCACAAUACAAACACACACAAAGACACUAACACAGGAUCCGCGAAGGAAUCCUUCCAAAUGAAGGACAGGAAAAGUAAUCAGGCGAGAAAGUAAAAGAAGAAAAAGAUGGCACCAGAAGUAUAAAGCGAGAAAAUGUGGUAAUCAUGUAAAGAAAGAAGAGAGAAAAGAAAAUGAAAAAUCAAUCAUGCUUAGGAGAGGUUGCGCAGGUUCUAGAAAGCGGUAGAGAGGAGAAUACUUACUCGUAGGACAUGUAAAGUGAAGCAAAAAUAUGACAAGACAGCAACAAAGCACUGUAAUAAAGAGUAAAAACAAACAAGAAAACUUAACUCGAUAGUAUUUAGAGGACAUAGAAAAAGAAGAAAAAGAAGAAGAAGGUGGUAAAAAGAAAACAGAAGAAAAAACAAUCGGUUAGUCAAACGUCGGUAUAUACACUAAUAGUAAAAUACAUUAAAGAAAAGAUAUUACAUACGUGACACACACACACCAACAUUCACAGACAAAGACAAAAAAAACACAGAAAUGCAUACUAUUAGCUAACGAAAGGGAACGAAAACACACACACACACACACACACACAUUAGUAACCGAUAUCAAUAAUGGUGUAUGCAAAGGCAAACCGUGGAAAACCGAUAAGAGAAACAAAUUCAGCCGAUGAUUUCUUGUUUCUGCACAAAUGAAGGACAGCGAUAAAGAGUUGCUAAAAAAGAGGAAGAAAAACAUAAAGUCCCGCAUUGAGUAAAGGAAAUUUGUUUCUCUUUGUAAACCCAAGCAAAUGCAUACAUACAUACAUACACAAGCCGUACACUAUGAAGGGGGAAAAAAGGACGAAUAAAAUGAAUGAGCGAAAGACGAUUUGAUUAUCAUUAGCAGCGAGCUGAUUGUGGAUAAAAGUGAAGAAAGUAAAAGCAUCGAAAAGAAACAAAAAAAAAAGAGAGGAAAAAUCCACAACACGAAAACAGCAGAUUAUAAAUAAAUAAAAAUCCAAUAGAAUCGCCGAGCAUGUAUGAAAGAAUUACACUACUUUUGAAUAAAAAAAACGGUAAAUCAAACGA
Molecule: messenger RNA, 5323 nt
Organism: Anopheles stephensi (Asian malaria mosquito)
Lineage: Eukaryota; Metazoa; Arthropoda; Insecta; Diptera; Culicidae
Gene: Bili
Exons: 10
Coding region: 533-3169 (878 amino acids)
Biological process (GO): negative regulation of canonical Wnt signaling pathway
Cellular component (GO): plasma membrane; cytoskeleton
Source: RefSeq, a predicted model, not a curated record